Molecule: messenger RNA, 1323 nt
Organism: Racocetra persica
Lineage: Eukaryota; Fungi; Glomeromycota; Glomeromycetes; Diversisporales; Gigasporaceae
Source: the annotation of a GenBank genome assembly
GUUGUCAUUCACUUGAGCAAUAAAGAAUGGGAUACUCGGAUUGCUGCGGGGCAAGCAAUUGAAGCUAUUGCAAAAAAUGUGCCACAGUGGGAUCCUCCAGAGACUGUUAAAAUUGAAAACGAAAUAUCUGUUAAAAAUGAGUCAAAUGAUAAUAAAUAUUCCUUUGAAAAUUUUGACAUUUCGAAUGUAUUACAAAAUGGAAAAACAUUAUUAGGUUCGGCCGGAAAAGAAUACGAUCUUGAUUUAAGCGAGCUUGAUCCUGCUCAAAGACUCGCAUUACAACAUAAAAAUCUCAGAGAAAGAUUAGGAUUAGGUGGAGAAUUUAUGGACGUCGAUUUAUUGGAUGAUGUUGACAUAAGUGGGGCGACUACAUCGCAAAAUACACAAGUCCAUAAGAUCGAGUCUACUUCUAUACAACCACCGCGUUCUCCAAUUUUGCCCCCAGAAGAGAUGGCUGGCCUGAGCGCCAGAGAAAGAAAUAAACUGAAAAGAAAAGCAAAAAAUGAUGCAAAAAUUAAGGGAAAAGAAAAAUUACGGGUUGUAGAAAUUGGUACGCGAAGAACAAGCGGUGAUCAUGCAGCACCGCUAGCAACUCCACUUGCACCAACAACUGUCAAAGUCGAACCUGAUGGAUCAUCAGAGAAGACACAAGCAGAGGGAUGUUUCAAUUUUACGCCACAACCUUGUUCCAGUAAAAUUGUUGUAGAAUCUAAAAAAGAAGGAUCGUCAAAUGUAACGGAUGAUCAGUCUAAUGAAUGGCCAUUUGAAAAUGUGUGCGAAUCUCUCUGUGUAGCUUUGUUUAAUCCAUGCUGGGAAGUAAGGCACGGUGCUUGCAUUGGUUUAAGGGAAAUCCUUAAAGUACACGGUCAUGGGGCUGGGCGUCGUGUUGGAUUAACUAAAACGGAAAAUGAAUUCAGACAUAAUAAAUGGUUGGAGGAUGUAGCAAUUCGCUUGUUAUGUGUUUUUGCACUGGACCGAUUUGGAGAUUUUGUGUCAGACCAGGUUGUUGCGCCUGUAAGAGAGACUUGCUCGCAAACAAUGGGUGCACUUCUACGUUAUAUGUCAUCACAAGGAGUGGAAAGCGUUCAUAAAGUUUUAUUGCAGAUGAUUUAUCAAACAGAUGUGCAAGGAGAUAAACCAUCAAUAUGGGAAGUCCGACAUGCCGGGAUGUUAGGCUUGAAGUACGCAGUUGCUGUCCGCAAGGAUUUGGUGAAUACAAUAUUGGAUGGAACUGUGGGUGCAGUGAUCUUAGGGUUAAAAGAUAGUGAUGAUGAUGUUAGAGCUGUUGCUGCAUCUAUUCUAAUUCCGAUUGCAGAACAUUUU